Caenorhabditis briggsae is the source of this 2028-nucleotide messenger RNA. NCBI's taxonomy places the organism in Eukaryota, Metazoa, Nematoda, Chromadorea, Rhabditida, Rhabditidae. The record is from RefSeq and is a predicted model, not a curated record. Gene Ontology annotation, biological process: L-glutamine catabolic process. The coding region runs from base 1 to 2028 and encodes 675 amino acids. Gene Ontology annotation, molecular function: glutaminase activity. The transcript is spliced from 3 exons.
AUGUGUCAACAGGCUCUAACAGAAGGAAGACUCGCCGACGUAAUUCCCAAGCUUCCCCGUUCAAAGAUUAUCCAUUUUGGUCAGAUAUUUGGCUCAGAAAUCGGCUGGAGCAAUGUGUCAGCUGGGUAUAACAGAAGGAAGACUCGCCAACAUAGUUUUGGAACUUGCACGUUCCAAUAUUUGCCAUUUUGGUCAGAAAUUGGCUCAGAAAUCGGCUGGAACAAUGUGUCAACAGGCUCUAACAGAAGGAAGACUCGCCGACGUAAUUCUCAAGCUUCCCCGUUCAAAGAUUAUCCAUUUUGGUCAGAAAUUGGCUCAGAAAUCGGCUGGAGCAAUGUGUCAACUGGGUAUAACAGAAGGAAGACUCGCCAACAUAGUUUUGGAACUUGCACGUUCCAAUAUUUGCCAUUUUGGUCAGAAAUUGGCUCAGAAAUCGGCUGGAACAAUGUUUCAACAGGCUCUAACAGAAGGAAGACUCGCCGACGUAAUUCUGGAACUUGCACGUUCCAAUAUUAUCCAUUUUGGUCAGAAAUUGGCUCAGAAAUCGGCUGGAACAAUGUGUCAACAGGCUCUAACAGAAGGAAGACUCGCCGACGUAAUUCUGGAACUUGCACGUUCCAAUAUUAUCCAUUUUGGUCAGAAAUUGGCUCAGAAAUCGGCUGGAACAAUGUGUCAACAGGCUCUAACAGAAGGAAGACUCGCCGACGUAAUUCCCAAGCUUCCCCGUUCAAAGAUUAUCCAUUUUGGUCAGAAAUUGGCUCAGAAAUCGGCUGGAGCAAUGUGUCAACUGGGUAUAACAGAAGGAAGACUCGCCAACAUAGUUUUGGAACUUGCACGUUCCAAUAUUUGCCAUUUUGGUCAGAAAUUGGCUCAGAAAUCGGCUGGAACAAUGUGUCAACAGGCUCUAACAGAAGGAAGACUCGCCGACGUAAUUCUGGAACUUGCACGUUCCAAUAUUAUCCAUUUUGGUCAGAAAUUGGCUCAGAAAUCGGCUGGAACAAUGUGUCAACAGGCUCUAACAGAAGGAAGACUCGCCGACGUAAUUCCCAAGCUUCCCCGUUCAAAGAUUAUCCAUUUGGCUCUAACAGAAGGAAGACUCGCCGACGUAAUUCCCAAGCUUCCCCGUUCAAAGAUUAUCCAUUUUGGUCAGAAAUUGGCUCAGAAAUCGGCUGGAGCGAUGUUUCAACGAGCCUAACAGAAGGAAGACUCGCCGACGUAAUUCCCAAGCUUCCCCGUUCAAAGAUUAUCCAUUUUGGUCAGAAAUUGGCUCAGAAAUCGGCUGGAACAAUGUGUCAACAGGCUCUAACAGAAGGAAGACUCGCCGACGUAAUUCCCAAGCUUCCCCGUUCAAAGAUUAUCCAUUUUGAAGGAAGACUCGCCGACGUAAUUCCCAAGCUUCCCCGUUCAAAGAUUAUCCAUUUUGGUCAGAAAUUGGCUCAGAAAUCGGCUGGAACAAUGUGUCAACAGGCUCUAACAGAAGGAAGACUCGCCGACGUAAUUCCCAAGCUUCCCCGUUCAAAGAUUAUCCAUUUUGGUCAGAAAUUGGCUCAGAAAUCGGCUGGAACAAUGUGUCAACAGGCUCUAACAGAAGGAAGACUCGCCGACGUAAUUCCCAAGCUUCCCCGUUCAAAGAUUAUCCAUUUUGGUCAGAAAUUGGCUCAGAAAUCGGCUGGAACAAUGUGUCAACAGGCUCUAACAGAAGGAAGACUCGCCGACGUAAUUCCCAAGCUUCCCCGUUCAAAGAUUAUCCAUUUUGGUCAGAAAUUGGCUCAGAAAUCGGCUGGAACAAUGUGUCAACAGGCUCUAACAGAAGGAAGACUCGCCGACGUAAUUCCCAAGCUUCCCUGUUCAAAGAUUAUCCAUUUUGGUCAGAAAUUAGCUCAGAAAUCGGCUGGAACAAUGUGUCAACAGGCUCUAACAGAAGGAAGACUCGCCGACGUAAUUCCCAAGCUUCCCCGUUCAAAGAUUAUCCAUUUUGGUCAGAAAUUGGCUCAGAAAUCGGCUGGAGCGAUGUUUCAACGAGCCUAA